AUGUGGCACAGGAAUAACUUCGGGGUUUUGUUGAUCUCACUCUUGCUCCUACGUGUACAUGCGGCUUUUAUUCGCCGUUUGGACUGCAGCCCCUCCGAUGAUGCGUUAGUCGAUCAUAUCUUUGAGCCACUUUCCUUGAGAGGCUAUCUAGACACUAAACAUGCGAACAAAACAAUAUUGUCCUUAACAUUAAGCGGCGAUUAUGAGUCUCAUAAUUGUGACGCCUUGGGCGGCGCAUUGGCACGUAUAUCGAUUGAUGCAAGAGUACUUGGUCGUUCGGUCAUUACUGAUGACCGCCUGUUGGAUUCCAGUGCUGACUGCCCGGAGUUGUCUCCGAUCUAUUAUCCGAGAUCCGAUCCUCGAACGUACGCAACGUACCGAGCGUCGUACUCAUUGGACCAUGCGUAUCGCAUGAACACCUUGGCAACGACCAUCCGCCUUCGGUUGAAUGACACCGAUAUUUCUUGUAACGCCGCCAAUAUCACCCCGUACAUUGGCUCAACAGCAUCGGGGGUCUUGAAGGGGGUCCCCCUAGCCAUUAUGAUUCUCACCGGGGUCAUAAACGGCACCCUCAUGAUUUGUCGAAGCCGUGGACGGAGAGCUUUCCGGUACGAGCUCGCGAAUGCAUCUCGAGAUCCAGCGGAAUCUUAUCUCCCGGGGAUGGGCGACUGCUUGCAGUACAUCCAGUUCAUCUUUCUGACUGGAUGCCUAACGCUAUCUUAUCCCGGAUACUUUCGCGCAUCAUUAGGUGAGCUCGCCUGGUCAUCACUGAUUCUAAGAAAUUGGCCCGUCACACAUAAAUUCAUCUAUCCUGGGGUUGAGGACAAUAUAUACGCUGUAAAUGCAACUUGCGGCUUCGAAGAGAUGGCCCAAUACCUGGGAGCAACGACAAUGAGUGAUCUCUGGACCAACGCCAUCGUCAACCUAGCCCUAGUGAUACUCGGAGUCAUAGUGGCAGCCCAACUCGCAUGGUUAAUCAAAUCGGCCUGGCAGCUGUUUCCAACCCGCUGCUCGACUCACAUGUUAGACGUUCCAACGGAAUUCCUAACUCACAUCCAGCACACGGGCUGGAGUGUCGCACGGGUCCUCUUGAACUACUUCCUCCUUCCCAUCGUUGCCUUAUCUCUCUACCAACCACUCAUGGCCACAUGGUACCCCGUUUACCGCACAUUUCUCGCUGUGUCCUUCGUCGCGGCUCUAGCCGUAUCACUGGCCCUCAUAGUCCGGUACUUGGUCAAGAACGACCGACAAAACAAUUUCUUCCACAAGGGUUCCUACCCGAGAAAUUCGUCCCAAGACUGGCUUUCUGAUACUUUAUACAUGGUCCCGUUCCUGAGGGGGUUAGCUAUCGGCGCUCUUCAGACCUCCGGCCUCGGUCAGAUACUCGUUCUCCUAUCGUGUGAGAUCUUCAUCUUAGCUUGUCUGCUAUGGAACUGGCGAGCGCAACGGGCGUGGAGACAUGCUUGCUUCGCAACUGUGCGGCUCGUCAUCAUCGGUAUGAGCUGUGCCUUUCUCCCCAGGGCUGGCGUGCGCGAGGGAAACAAGGCCUUAGUUGGGUACUUUAUCAUAUCCCUACACGCCGCCGUCCUGGUCACUGCAUUUAUCGUCGAUUGCCUUUACGAGAUGGUCCGCUUUGGCCUGUCUAAGUUGGGCAUUCUUGAUCCCCGUUCAGCAGACCUGGAUAAUCACUCCGAUAAGGCUCCUGUAUUCCCUUACACACAACGACCCUCAACCCCUCGCCGACCAUCCUUCCUAGGCGACUUGCCAACCAGAGACGAAUACCCAUCUUUCUUCCGACCCCCCAGAUCAGAAACCACCUCCAUCCGCUCAGCAUGGAGUGUCGUCUCUCCAUCGUCACCAUCUCAGUCUGAAAGUGAAUCCCGUGGGUCUAGCAUGGAAUCUGUGGAAUUGGAGGCUCUUGAUUUGGAGUCUAAAUCAAGUGAAGGUGUGGAUUAUUCUUAUCGCGAGGCGGACCAGUAUUAUGGUCGGCCGCCGACUUCUGUACGGGUUGUUCAAGGUGUGGUGCCGAGUCAAGGUGAAUCGUCGAACCAGGGGAAGGAGCAGAAGAAGGGACCUUGGAGGUGGAAAAGGAAGCAGAAGGAGAAGGGAUUUGAGGUUAUUAGGCCGAAGCGGACGGAUACUUAG
Aspergillus pseudotamarii is the source of this 2145-nucleotide messenger RNA. RefSeq lists its product as uncharacterized. The record is from RefSeq and is a predicted model, not a curated record. Lineage: Eukaryota; Fungi; Ascomycota; Eurotiomycetes; Eurotiales; Aspergillaceae. Bases 1 to 2145 code for a protein of 714 amino acids. Gene Ontology annotation, biological process: transmembrane transport. The transcript has 3 exons.